AUGGCUUCCUCGGCAUCAUCAGCUCCCGAGGCUGCUGACGACUCUCGCGCAAGGAAGUCGCGACGCCCGGCGCCGAGCGACUUUCACGUCGCCGUGUUUUGCGCUCUCCCCCUCGAGGCCGACGCCGCAGAUGCCGUCUUUGACGAACAUUGGGAUGACUACCAGGACUCCCUGCCUAGUAAGGCUGCCGGCGAUGUCAAUGCCUACACGUUUGGCGUCAUCGGUCGGCAUCAUGUCGUGCUGGUGCACUUGUCAGCCAUGGGCAAAGUCCACUCUGCAGCUGCCGCCGCGCAGUGCCGGUCCUCGUUCCCUAACAUUGAGCUUGCGCUCAUUGUAGGAGUUUGCGGCGUAACGCCGUAUACGCCAGAAAAGGAGGAGAUUGUGCUCGGCGAUGUCAUUAUCAGCGACGGUGUGGUGCAAUACGAUCUCGGCCGGCAGUUGCCCACUCGUUUUGUCCGCAAGGACACCAUUCAUGAUGUUCUGGGUCGGCCAAAUGUACAGAUACGGUCUUUGCUGGCAAAGCUGAGAGUUCUACGGGUGCGCGAGGACUUGGACAAUAAGGCGGCUUACUACCUCGAACUACUCCAGGAACAAUCAAGGCUGCUGGCCCAAUACCCAGGAGUUGAGCACGACUGA
Messenger RNA from Pestalotiopsis fici W106-1, 636 nucleotides. RefSeq lists its product as uncharacterized. Lineage: Eukaryota; Fungi; Ascomycota; Sordariomycetes; Amphisphaeriales; Sporocadaceae. The record is from RefSeq and is a predicted model, not a curated record. Bases 1 to 636 code for a protein of 211 amino acids. Gene Ontology annotation, molecular function: catalytic activity. Gene Ontology annotation, biological process: nucleoside metabolic process. The transcript has a single exon.